Messenger RNA from Fusarium redolens, 1503 nucleotides. Its product is annotated as cytochrome P450 monooxygenase-like protein. The transcript has 6 exons. NCBI's taxonomy places the organism in Eukaryota, Fungi, Ascomycota, Sordariomycetes, Hypocreales, Nectriaceae. Gene Ontology annotation, molecular function: monooxygenase activity; heme binding; oxidoreductase activity, acting on paired donors, with incorporation or reduction of molecular oxygen. The record is from RefSeq and is a predicted model, not a curated record. Bases 1 to 1503 code for a protein of 500 amino acids.
AUGUCUUUGACAUCGAUCCAAGCACUAUCCCUUGCUAUUCCAGCAGCUAUUUUUUGUGUCGUCAUCUACAGACUUUACUUCCAUCCGUUAGCCAAGGUUCCGGGCCCUAGGCUGGCAGCUAUUACCUGGCUGUAUCAGACCUACUACAGCUUCGUGGGCGGAAGUCGUUUCUACUUGCAGAUUGAGAAACUGCACGAGAUAUAUGGCCCUAUUGUCCGCAUUACGCCUGAUGAGGUGCAUCUGAGUGAUCUUGAGAACUACGAUAGAAUUUACUACGUAGGAAGUCGUUACAGCAAGGAUGCCAAUUUCUAUGGCGCCUUUGGCAACGAAAACUCUUCUUUCACAACGCCUUCCAAUGAAUUGCAUCGCCAGCGCCGAACUGGCCUCAAUUCCUUCUUCUCACGCAAGAUUGUGAUUGACCUUGAGGAUAUUGUCCAGGACAAGGCCCGGAAGGUAUGCAAAGCGAUUGACAACACAAUCGCAACUGGAAAGCCAAUGGAUCUGCAUCAUGCUUUGCGAGCCGUCUCUAUUGACGUGAUCACUGAAUAUGCCUUUGGCGAAAGCUACGGCCUGUUGGACACCCCGGACUUUGGGUACGAUUUCUUCAUGCUUGUCUUGCGCCUAGGGCCUGCCGCCUGGAUCUUUCGCCAGGCUCCAUGGCUCAAGACUGUCUUGAGGUCAAUCCCCGAGUCUCUUGUCCGUGUUGUCAGUGCGCCGAUGACCAAUGUUAUCGACAUGCAACGGCACUGCAACAGCAAGUUGAGAAACAUUGAGAAACAGCUUGAUGUAGGAUCUGUUGAACUCAAUGGCAGAGCGACCAUCUUCUCAGCUCUCAUGACUCCUGAUGACCGUCGAAAGCCAGCUGCUGUAGCCCAUCUUGAGGACGAAGCCUAUACCGUCCUCACUGCUGCGGCUGAUACAACUGGUAACGCUAUGACUACUAUUUGCCGUUACGUCUUUGCAGACUCAGAUGUCUAUGGCAAGCUUCACGCGGAACUGAAAGCUGCCUUCCCCGAUGAUCAUGAAAUCAUGAGAUUUCAGGUUCUGGAAAAGCUUCCAUAUCUGACUGGUGUGAUCAAUGAGGGCCUCAGGCUGUCAUUCGGCGUCGUUGGAAGACUUCCUCGAACCGUUCCUCACGGAGGGGCUAGUUUUCACGGCUAUAACCUCCCAGCCGGAUCCGUUGUUUCCAUGAGCUCCUGGUUGAUCCAUCGAAAUGAAGAAUAUUUCCCAGAGCCGGCCAAGUUCGAUCCAGACAGAUGGGUCAACGCAGCCGACCCACAGCGUCUUCACAAAGCCUUUGUGCCUUUUGGUAAAGGUAGCAGAGCAUGUGUUGGUAUGAAUCUUGCAUACGAUGAGAUUUAUGUCACAAUCGCCCAGAUAUUCCGUCAUUACCCUGACCUGAAAAGCAAUACCCAUGAGCUUACAGCUGAGGAUGUGGUUUUGGACGACUACUUCUCUUCAUACAACCCAGCGAACGCCAAGACGCUUGAAAUCUUGGGUUGA